Humulus lupulus (European hop) is the source of this 1109-nucleotide messenger RNA. RefSeq lists its product as uncharacterized. The coding region runs from base 353 to 769 and encodes 138 amino acids. The transcript has 5 exons. Gene Ontology annotation, cellular component: transcription factor TFIIIC complex. NCBI's taxonomy places the organism in Eukaryota, Viridiplantae, Streptophyta, Magnoliopsida, Rosales, Cannabaceae. Gene Ontology annotation, biological process: transcription by RNA polymerase III. The record is from RefSeq and is a predicted model, not a curated record.
UUCAAAUCUAAUUAUUCCAAUUGUAAUUGGAUGUUCAAUUCAAGAAUUGAAUUGUAUCGAUUAGGUUCGGUUAAAUUUGAUUGGUUUGGAUGUUGCACUGCUAGCUUUUCUUCUACCCUUUUAACUCCGAGAAUACCCAAGUUUGCCGGUCCUCCAUAGCCGUUUUUUAGCGUGCCCAUACUUCCUCCAAAAACCUAUAUCAACCGGUAAAUCCAAGGCAGUGCUUCAUCCAGCAUAGCUAUUCUUUUUUUUUUCUUUCUCUAAUUCACUCAAAACCCUAAAUUCUCUCUCUGCCCCCGCUCCUUUUGGGUCCUCCGGCCAACCCACUUCGCCGGUUUAUCGCUAUAAGGCUAUGGAAGGAAAUUCAGUGAAUCACGAGAAUGAUAUUGAAGAAGAAUAUGUGUUACUCGAUCUUGAUUCUGUUUCUGGCCAGCUUGACAUCCCACCUAAUGCGCCUUAUGUUCUUUCUGGUUUGGAUACGUUGAAUCCUGUGUUGACCAUAGGUGGAUUGAAGUUGAUUGGAGAAUAUGAAGAAACAAUUGGCACAUGCCUUAUUUUCGCUGAAAAAGAUGCUGAGCCUGUGGUUCAUGAAGAAACGGGACCAUCAGAGGAAAACCUUUUCUCAGGCAAAUGCAUUAUAGAUCCAAAUGAACCUCCAACAAAACAGGUAAAACCCAUGACCGGCCUUCAUAAGAUUUUAAAGUUCAGAUUGACAACCGAUGAUGAGGAUCCAGAUAUAGAUGGGCAAAAAAUGACUCCGCCCAAUUAACAACCCAAAUAAUCUUGAAAAUAAAAUAACCCAAACAACCUUAGUUUUACAUGAGUUUUGGUUGGACUACCCAAGCUAUUUGAUGCUUACCCCUACUAACAACCAAACAAAUUUGUUGAGUGCAAUUGUAAAUUUCUUGGUCCAUUUCGAGAUCCAUACAUUUGAGUUGUAAAUAUAGCUUUAGCUGUCUCAUUCUCAGGUAUUAUUUGAGAUCAUUUUAUUAAAGUUCAUGAUGUUUUGUUCUUUAAGUACGAAGUUUGAGUUUGUGGUCCUGGCAUCAAUUGUAUAGAUAUAAUAUGAGAACUUUUUUUAACGAAUAAAAUAUCAAACGUUAUCACUU